CUCGUCAGAUACUACCUCGUGAUGGUGACGUUGAUGUGGAACGGCGUGGAAGCAUACAACAUGUACUGCAUGCUGGUGCUGGUCUACCACAAUCACAUCAAUAACUUUAUUUUCCUUUCUAUCUGUAUUGCAUGGGGUCUCCCAGCCUUGUUAGUGUUGAUCAUUCUGUCAGUGGAUGGAACCGCUUUCGAUGGAGCUUAUGAGAAAUGUACUUUCAGGCAAGUAGUUACUUGA
Messenger RNA from Helobdella robusta, 234 nucleotides. RefSeq lists its product as hypothetical. Gene Ontology annotation, cellular component: membrane. The transcript has 2 exons. Gene Ontology annotation, biological process: G protein-coupled receptor signaling pathway; cell surface receptor signaling pathway. Lineage: Eukaryota; Metazoa; Annelida; Clitellata; Rhynchobdellida; Glossiphoniidae. The annotation marks the transcript as partial. Gene Ontology annotation, molecular function: G protein-coupled receptor activity. The record is from RefSeq and is a predicted model, not a curated record.